Molecule: messenger RNA, 669 nt
Organism: Microthlaspi erraticum
Lineage: Eukaryota; Viridiplantae; Streptophyta; Magnoliopsida; Brassicales; Brassicaceae
Source: the annotation of a GenBank genome assembly
AUGAGUUCUGUCAACAGGAUUGAUGAUCAAGAUUCCGACCGUUCGUUCUGGCAAAACACGACUUCUUACAAUGUCAACAGCAAGAUCUUACUCACCACCGUCGUUUCCUUCUCAAUUAUUAUCCUCGUCGUCUUCAUUUACUAUCUCUACGCAAGAUUCGUCCUACGCCACCACCGUAGAUCCACCUUCCAAAUCCUCUCCCUCUCCGUCGUUUCUCAGCCGCCCAAACGUGGCCUCGACACGCUAGUCAUCGCGUCUCUCCCUACGUUCGUGGUUGGAGUCAACGGUGAUGACGUGGCGGCUACGGAAUGUCCGGUGUGUCUAACCUUGUUUGAGGAGAAAGAUAUAGCGAGGAUGUUACCGAAUUGCAAGCACGUGUUUCACGUGGCCUGCGUAGACACGUGGCUCACCAUGCACUCCACUUGUCCCGUAUGUCGAAAUGAAGUACAGCCGAGUGUAAGGCUUGAGCCUGAGCCAAGGGAAGGGCCAGUUGGCGCCGGUGAAACGUCGUUGGAUUUUGCGGCGUCGUCGUCGGAGAAUAAAAGUGGCGGGUCAUCGGUUUUGCGGUUAGAUUCGGUUCGGAGGAUUUUGACAAGGGAGAGAUCUUCGAACAGGAACAAUCAUGCUCACGUUGACCAAGAUCGUGUAUUGGAUAUAGAAAGACAAUGA